This is a messenger RNA of Thlaspi arvense, 309 nucleotides long. The record is from the annotation of a GenBank genome assembly. NCBI's taxonomy places the organism in Eukaryota, Viridiplantae, Streptophyta, Magnoliopsida, Brassicales, Brassicaceae.
AUGAAUGGAGAGGCAAAGGUGGCGAAAGAGAGGAUCGAGGCUGUUGAGCCGGAGAAGAACUUGAUCAAGUUCAAGCUCAUAGAAGGUGAUCUGAUGAAAGAGUAUAAGAGCUUUGUGUUCACGCUCCAGGUGACCCCUAAGCAUGGAGGGCUUGGAAGUAUCGUGCACUGGCACUUUGAGUAUGAGAAGAUCAGCGAGGAGGUGGCUCACCCUGAGACUCUUCUCCAACUCGUUAUUGACAUGUCCAAAGAGAUCGACGAACAUCUCUUGGCCGAUGAAUUGGAGAUUACUCCUCGUGUGGCUUUCUAA